AAUCAUAAAAAUGAGCUGCAAACUUUGCUUCUCAGGGCAGGAAAUGGAAUGCCCACCUAUAAGACGAAACAACUGAAAAACAACAAGUUUCGUUCUACUGUGAUCUUUAAUGGGUUGGACUUUGUUGGACAGCCUUGCAGUAGUAAGAAACUUGCAGAAAAGGAUGCAGCUGGUGAGGCUCUGUUGUGGUUGAAGGGUGGGGUACAUUCAUCUGCUAAUGAAAUUAGCCAUGUGUUGACGCAUCUAAAGACAAGCAAAUACAAAAAUCAAAACAAGACUCCAGUUCAUGGUGGUAAAUGGAGUUGAUAUAAUGGACUGAUGGAUGGAAUAGCAUAUUUAUUAUUCAAACAAGGAAUCGAAGGCUGAGUGGAGCUGAGCUGUGCUUUUCAGCGAGGAGGAAUGCAGCUUCUGGUCCUUCCUACAAUAUGUCAGGUGGAAUGGACCCAGAUCUUCCAGUUAAAGGGAUCAGUUAAGAGCGAAACUCAGGCUUGAUAAAUCUAUGGCCUCUUUUGGAAACCUUGUAUAUAGAAGCCAUGAAACCUAACAUGAUUAGAAGUCGAAGCUGAGUUUAUGAUACAGGAAAAUCCUUUUUGCAGUGGGUGCUGCAUGGCUGGAAGCAAAGAUCUCAUUAUUCUAAAUGCUUUGCUGCAUCAGGGGGUGUUUAGGAACAAAGUCAUUAUUCUUACUGAAGAACAGCUAAUCCUUACAGGAAAACUUGCACCAUAUUCAUCUGUCAAUAUUCCAUCAACCAUCAACAAACAUACAAAUUGUAGUAAGGGUCACUGAUAGAAGCCUUUGCCUCCAUUUUCGUCCAAUUAGUAGUCAGUAUUAUUGUACCGACUUUGAUGGAUGAUGAAUUUUUCAUCCAUUCAUAACCAUACCAUUAAUAUAUUACUCUUGAUACUUCCUUUUA
Messenger RNA from Jatropha curcas, 913 nucleotides. The record is from RefSeq and is a predicted model, not a curated record. NCBI's taxonomy places the organism in Eukaryota, Viridiplantae, Streptophyta, Magnoliopsida, Malpighiales, Euphorbiaceae.